Coregonus clupeaformis (lake whitefish) is the source of this 1455-nucleotide messenger RNA. Its product is annotated as zinc finger protein 28-like. The transcript is spliced from 3 exons. Bases 24 to 1082 code for a protein of 352 amino acids. NCBI's taxonomy places the organism in Eukaryota, Metazoa, Chordata, Actinopteri, Salmoniformes, Salmonidae. Gene Ontology annotation, cellular component: nucleus. The record is from RefSeq and is a predicted model, not a curated record.
UUGACUUGCUGAGUGGACUAAAGAUGGGGGAGCAAGGUGGUUGGCAAGAAGCUAACAGAGGAGACUGGGGAGCCAUCUUGGAUUCCCAGACCCAGAUGGGUGCAGCCAAGGGCCCGGGGGACAACAUCACAGAGCAGGCCAGGACCAGAGGCGAAAUAGUGGAGUCUGCAAUCCAUGAAGACCUGCUGAUAUCCGAUGUUGCUGGCGGGAGAGAUUGGACCUCUGAAGCUGCUGGUCAUAAACCCUGGUCCCGGAUCAGGACAAUGGAUCAGGAGCCGUCACUCUUCCUUCCUGAGUCGGAACCAGGACCCAACCGUGAGGGACAGAGACUCCAUCACAACCACUACACAGAACACAAUCAGUGGACAGGUGGACUGAACAACCUCAGUCCUGGUGGUCAUCAGAGAGACAGAGGCUCCAGUCUGCAGCCCAGACCCUUCUCUUCACAGUCUCAGUGCAGGGAUGAAGCAGGGCCUGGGGCUGAUAGAGAUAGACCCUCCUGUUCCUAUGAUACAAACACCACAGUAUCCAUGAUGAACAGAGGUCACCUUGGGCUUCAGAGAGUGGUGGGAGACACCCCUGGUGGGAGUCUAACAGGAAGUCUGUCUUCCCCUUCAGGAUCUCGUCUAAUUCCUGGUGAAUGGGUUCAUAGAAAGCCUGGGUCUAGCCUUCCUCAGUUAUCUCAUGGUUACCCCACAAAUAUAGACAGGGUCAGGAUGGGUAUUCACCAUGAGAGGUACCUAGCCUAUAACACAGUACACAAUCCCAACAACACCCAAACAAUGGCUAGAGGUCAAGGAGGGAGCUCAAAGACUAACCACCUGAGGGUGGUGGCUACUGCUUCUACCUCCACUGGUGUCAUUGGGUCACAACGUGUGAGGCCGAGCAUUAGGACGGAUGCCGGCAAGACCUAUGCUUGCCCCACGUGUGAGAAGCGCUUCGCUCAUGCGAACUAUGUGAAGAGGCACCAGGCCGUUCACACCAAGGAGAGGCCCUUCAAGUGCAAACUAUGUUACAAGAGCUUCUCCUUCCUGACUAGCCUUAUCAGACAUAGGAGUGUCCACAAUGGGGAGAAAUCGUAGCAGUGUGGCUUGAUAUAUACACAGGGGAUAUCUGGGAACCUUAUUAUAGUUAUCAUGUGGAGUGUCUUGGGGUAAGAGUUUUUUUAUUUUAUUACUAAGUCCCUCAGUUGAGCAUCUGAGGGAUAUACUACGAUUGAAGCUAGAUCGACUCUGGGUUUUCUAAAGCUAGCCUGCUUCAGUUAGCUUCACAUUUCAGGUCAGGCUCCAUCCAUACUACGACAGUGGAUAUUGCUUGUCCGCCUGCUGCUAACUCUAGCAGGUUUGUAACUGCGCGUGCAUGAUGUCUCACGUGGCUACUCGAAUGCCGAACUCUUCAUUGAGACAAUGCUGAGAUUGUGCCUAAAUCAAAAUGAAAGAAAACUUAUCUUGCAAA